Messenger RNA from Acipenser ruthenus (sterlet), 1559 nucleotides. Its product is annotated as leucine-rich repeat-containing protein 23-like. Lineage: Eukaryota; Metazoa; Chordata; Actinopteri; Acipenseriformes; Acipenseridae. Gene Ontology annotation, molecular function: protein binding. The record is from RefSeq and is a predicted model, not a curated record. The coding region runs from base 160 to 1401 and encodes 413 amino acids. The transcript is spliced from 10 exons.
GAUAUUUCAACUACAAGUGGCAGUGUCGUUUUCUAUUGGCAGCUUAGAGGUGUAGCUACUGCAAAUGUUGUUGUAGCAACAAGAUCUUAGCAAAUUCGAGGACCUAAGCCAUCGUGGAAUUAUACGAAAGAAGAACACAAUCCAUGUUAUCAGGAAGUAAUGGACAGGAAGCUGGAUCGCCAAUAUGUUGAAGACCGUGGUACAGUUAUGUUAAUGGACAGUCUUCCUUUUACUUGGAAUGUAAAAUCAGAAGGGCCACACUUCUGCCUUGAUAUGAAGAUGUCUCGCCUCAAAGAACUGGGGUAUAGUUUUAUUUUUGGAUCUGAACCCAGGGAACAAUGGCCAGUAACUGGACACCCAGAAAGGAUUCUUAAACUGGAUAUCUCUUUAAAUGAAUUAGAAGAGUUGCAGAAUGAGUCUAUGUAUCCAUUAGAGAAUCUCUGUGAACUGAAUGCUUCCCUAAAUGCUCUGAAAGGUAUACAAGGAGUCUGUGUCUUACAUCACCUGCUAGAUUUACAGCUGAGCUACAAUGCUAUCAGCAGUGUGAGAGGCUUACAACAUAACAAGAUGCUGACCAUUCUCAAUGUCUCACACAAUCAGAUAAGGACUAUACGAGGCAUGCCUGUUCUCAGUAACUUGACCGAGGUGCACAUAGACUCCAACAAGUUGGAAUCCUUAGAAGGCAUUCAGAACCUGCCCCAGCUGCAAGAGCUUCACGCUCAGAAUAAUCAGAUCAGAAACCUGCUCCCUCUCUCAAGUUCUCUGAAUCUACACUUUGCAGACAUCUCUAACAAUGAGAUUCAUUCACUUCACGAGAGCUUGCAAAUACUCAAGACUUUGUUCAGGCUGAAGCAAUUGAAACUGAAGGGUAACCCAAUAGCCAGGGAUAACCGAUAUGUCACCAUGGUAAAACAAUCGACUGCAGUGGAAAUACUGGAUAACGCACUUCUUCGAGAUCCUCGUGGUCACAGGCAGCUCCUGGUACCACAGUAUGCCAAAGAUGGACAGACAAAGGAAGAACUAAUAGAGGCUGCUAGGGCUGCCUACCAGGACAAACUGCAGAGAAAACAGCAAGAGGUGGCGAGCACCAUACAUUACAUGCAUGGGAGGAUCCUGGAUCUUCAAGAAGAGCUAAAAGAACAGAAAGACAGCCUCCGGUUAGAACUGGAAGGAUACAUAAGAUAUCUUGAAACCAUACCCCCUGAGGAUUUCCACAGCAUUGACUCCAGGAAGGUCUCUGGAGCCAUUGAACAGAACAUGUUUACUAAAUUCUGGAAGAAGUGGGACCAUGGCAAGAGAAGACCUGGGGACAUUCCUUUCCAUGACCUAACCAAGCCAGAAGAGGUGGUUAGAACAGCUGCGUGGCUUCUGUCAAACCCUCCAGUUCCACCACAUACCUGAACCAGCUGUGACCUUGCCCAGAAGACCAUUUGUAACCAAGACAAGCCUUGUGUGUCAGGUGUUUAGGUGUGUCAUGGUUUAAUCGGCAAAUAAUUUGAAAACCAGUUUGAAUAUCUGUUGUGCAUUUGUAAAAUUAAAUCAGAUUUGUUUUAAAAUUA